Molecule: messenger RNA, 1482 nt
Organism: Arachis ipaensis
Lineage: Eukaryota; Viridiplantae; Streptophyta; Magnoliopsida; Fabales; Fabaceae
Biological process (GO): proteolysis
Molecular function (GO): aspartic-type endopeptidase activity
Source: RefSeq, a predicted model, not a curated record
AUGGGGGCAACCCCUUUCCACCACUCCAUUCUCGAGGUCCGGCUACCGAAGCAUUUCGAUAAGCCAACGGACAUGAGAUAUGACGGCACCCAAGAUCCUCAAGAACAUCUAACGGCCUUUGAGGCCAUGAUGAAUCUGGAUGGUGUGCGUGAUGAAGUGAGAUGUCGCGCCUUCUCCGUAACCUUAGCGGGGUCGGCAAUCCGUUGGUUCAACGUUCUCCCCCAAGGCUCCGUGACCACUCUUGCAAACAUAACUCGAGCCUUCCUGGCUCAAUUCACCACGCGUAUUGCUAAAGCUAAGCACCCGAUCAACUUGCUAGCGGUGACGCAGAGAAGCGGGGAACCGACCAGGAAGUACCUGGAUAGGUUCAAUGAUGAAUGCCUGGAGAUCGACGGCCUGACUGACUUGGUAGCCAGCUUGUGCUUGACAAACGGGCUGCUGAAUGAAGAUUUUAGGAAACACCUUACCACCAAGCCUGUGUGGACGAUGCAAGAAAUCCAAAAUGUGGCCAGGGAGUACAUCAACGACGAGGAGGUUAGCCAAGUCGUGGUAGCCAACAAGCGGCAACCCGCCCAUAACCCUGCUCGUCAACCCACCCUGAUCGUCGAGGUGUACCAGCAGAUAGCCGACAAAGGCAUCCUGUCGAAGCCUCGACAACUCAAGGAUAGAACUGGAGGGAACAAAAAUCUCUACUGUGACUACCACAAGGGCUUCAGCCAUAAGACCCAAGAUUGUUUCGAUUUGAAGGAUGUUCUAGAGCAGGCGAUCCAGGAAGGUAAGCUGGCAGAGUUCUCUCACCUCAUAAGAAAACCCAGGAGGCGAGAUCGUGACCGAUCUGGCGACGACAGGAGCCGCGCAGUAAGACCAAGGCAAGAGCCCGAGGAGGACAAUGAAGGCGGCCUCACCAUUGUGAACGUUGUAGUCGGGAGAGACGUUGCCCCUAGGUCGAAGUCGGCAUGCAAGAAAGAUGCCAAAGUCUUGGCUAUGUCAUCGUCUAGUCCUGCGCUUUCCUCCAGGAGAGUCCCGUCAAUAUCAUUCGGACCAGAGGACCAAUGGUUUGACGACUUGCUGGAGAACCCUUCAAUGGAGAUCACAGCAAGGGGAGGAACUGGUCUGGUCAGGCGAAUCCUCGUGGACACUGGAGCCGAUUCGAACAUCAUGUUUCGUAACGUGUUUGAUGCUUUAGGCCUCCGAGACACCGACCUGAAAACUCACCAACACGGUGUGGUCGGCUUAGGCGAUAACUUUAUCAAGCCUGAUGGAAUAGUCUCCCUACCAGUCUCCAUAGGAGGAGGUCGAGGGAAGAGGUCGGUAAUGGCGGAGUUCAUUGUUCUAAGGGACUCCACGGCCUACAACCUCAUCAUGAGAAGGAAAACGAUCAAUGAGUUCAGAGCGGUAAUAUGUACUAAGUUAUUGAUGAUGAAGUUUGUUGCUGACGAUGGGUCGGUGGGAUCCAUCAGGGGAGUGGUGCAGAUUUUCUAA